This is a messenger RNA of Helobdella robusta, 246 nucleotides long. RefSeq lists its product as hypothetical. The record is from RefSeq and is a predicted model, not a curated record. The transcript has a single exon. Gene Ontology annotation, molecular function: protein dimerization activity. The annotation marks the transcript as partial. NCBI's taxonomy places the organism in Eukaryota, Metazoa, Annelida, Clitellata, Rhynchobdellida, Glossiphoniidae.
UGCUUUCAGAAUGUAGAAAUUGUCUUGCGCAUGUUUUUAACAUUAAUGAUUACAAACUAUUCAACUGAGUGCUCUUUUUCUCAUUUAAAACGUAUAAAAAAUCCAUGCAGAUCAACUAUGAAACAAGAAAGGCUGGAAUCUUUGUCUCUGCUGAUGAUUGAGGCAGACUUGUUGCGCAAAAUAAAUUUUGAUGAUGUUGUCAAAAACUUUGCCAAACUUAAAACUAGAAAGAACUUCAAAAUGUAA